Messenger RNA from Magallana angulata, 2992 nucleotides. RefSeq names its product tolloid-like protein 1. NCBI's taxonomy places the organism in Eukaryota, Metazoa, Mollusca, Bivalvia, Ostreida, Ostreidae. Gene Ontology annotation, biological process: proteolysis. Gene Ontology annotation, molecular function: serine-type endopeptidase activity; protein binding. The record is from RefSeq and is a predicted model, not a curated record. The coding region runs from base 86 to 2890 and encodes 934 amino acids. The transcript has 16 exons.
GAGAUACGGAUAAACCAACCUUAUCAUUUGUACUAUAAGGGAUAGAUAAGAAAAGUCUGUAGAACUAAAUCCUUUUCUGAGAGCAAUGGCUAAACUUAAGGUUUUAUUGAAUAUUGUUCCUCUUCUUUUACUCCUUCAUACGGUUCUAGCAGAUUCAGGGAAUUCCCAUGGCUGUGGGGGACACGGGUACCUGACCACCGACAGUGGCAUUAUUCACAGUCAACCACCUGCCCAGAGCAGGUACGAUAACAACAUGGACUGCACGUGGCGGAUUCACGCCCCGCCCGGUAAGGUCAUCAGGCUGACGUCAAACUGGUUCAACGUGGAGCAGGAUGGAACAUGCAGUUAUGAUUAUUUGAAUGUAUAUGAUGGAUCAAACACCGGAGCGAAAUUGAUAGAUAAAUUUUGCGGUCAUCGAACUCUGAACAUUCUGUCAUCUGGACAGAACCUAUACCUGGAAUUCAUAACUGACGAUAGUGAACGGCUAAGAGGAUUUGAACUGUCCUACAAAUUUGUCUAUGCCUCUGAUACCUGCGGGGGAAGAGAUUUCCAGUGCCGUAACAGCCACAGGUGCAUUGACUACUCUAUGGUUUGUAACGGCAUCACAGACUGUGUGGACGGAACUGACGAAUCAACGUGCAGCUUUACCACUGCUCCGAUAUCGACAACUUCCGGCUCGGUCCAUCCUAUUUCUUCCGGAAUUUGCAACACUGAUGAGUUUUCGUGUCCUGAUCAUUCCUGCAUCCCUCGGACCUGGCUGUGUGACGGGGACAAUGAUUGUGGAGACAGCAGUGAUGAGAGGAAUUGUGGAAGCUCACAAGGUUCUACUGUGUUACCAGCACUGUCAUCCGGAUGCGGAAGUUCUAGCACACAAACAGGCAUGAUGGGUAGUUUUAAUAGUUUAAAUUACCCAUCGAACUAUGAUACUGACUUAAAUUGUCGAUGGGAAAUCAACGUUCCCACUGGCAUGCACAUAAGAUUGGUGUUUGCGGACAAAUUCGGACUAGAGGACAGUGAAAAUUGCAUGUAUGACCGAGUCACAAUCUAUGACGGAAGCCAAAGCAAUCUCAUAGGAAAAUAUUGUGGAUCACAACAUCCCGGUACCAUGGUGUUGUCCAGUAACCACGUCAUUGUACAAUUCACCAGUGACGACAGCAACGGGGACAUAGGCUUCCUUCUUCACUGGUCAGCCACCAAUGCGUCUGUGGUGAUCCCCGGAGACUCUCACACCACACCUGCACCCUCUGGAAUGAACUGUACCCAAGACAUUUAUAUCAACGACACACUGUCGGCGGGAACCAUUUCUUCUCCAAACUUCGGAGUCGGCCUUCAGUACCCUCCAAACUCUCGAUGUGUUUGGAGAUUUUUUGCUCCAUUUGGUUACGCUAUCCGUCUGACAUAUACACAGUUUGGCGUGGAGGGUGGCAGAGCCUGUCCCUUUGAUUCUGUAACGGCGUUUGACGGACAAACUUCCACGGGGAGAAUGAUAGCAAAGAACUGUGGUAACACGAUACCAGCACCCGUUGUCUCCAAAACCAACGCCAUGUUCGUCAGCUUCGUAACGGAUGGUACUACACAAGACAUGGGAUUCAGGGCCACUUAUACGGCCGAAAAAGUCUCUGUAUCCACACAAACUGUUUUGACGGAUCAGGCAUGUCAUGGAAGCACACCACUCGUUCUCAAUCAAACUAGCGGCUUUAUCUACUCCGAGAGAUUCACCCUGGGAAUGAACUACCCAGACAAUAUCAACUGUAGAUGGCACAUCAAGGCUCCAACAGAUAAAGUUAUUACCCUGCAAUUUAAUACCUUCUUCCUAGAGAAGGAUCGCAGCUGUCAGUACGAUAAUCUACAGGUGCUUGAUGGACCUCUGGCCAGUUCUCCGCUCAUUGGUCGCUACUGUGGAAUCAUCUACCCACAGAAACUGACAUCGACCGGAACAGACCUGUAUCUGAGAUUUCAAACCGACGAAAGCGAAAAUGAGAUAGGAUUCAACAUCACAUACACAGUACAUGAUCCUAUACCAACUUGUGCCCCGAGUGAUUUCACGUGUAGUGACGGUACGUGUAUUGAUAGGACAUCGGUGUGCGACGGGAUCAAAAAUUGUGCGAGCGGCAACGAUGAAGUUGUAUGUGCCUCGAACUGUGGAAUACCAGCCAUUUCACCGUCAUUGGGUAACUCUCGGAUCGUUGGAGGUAAAGAAGCAACCCCAGGAAGUUGGCCGUGGCAGGCCUCAAUUGUAUAUGGUUCCUUCAAGGACCAUAUGUGUGGCGGUACCCUUAUUUCAGACCAGUGGGUCGUGACAGCAGGGCAUUGCUUUGAAGAUGAUAGAUCAACGUCAAGCUGGCAUGUAGUUCUUGGAAAUCAUCACUUGAAUAGGCAUGAUUCGCAUCAAAUCGUCGUCGGAGUCUCCAAAGUUUUAGUCCACGAACGUUAUGACCAGGAUACUACGGAGAAUGACAUCACUCUCCUGAAAUUAGCAACUCCUGUGACGUUGAAUGAUUACGUCAAUAUUGUCUGUUUACCCAAACGAACGGUAUCGAGUGGCCAGCACUGUUAUAUUACGGGAUUUGGUGACACAAUGGGCACGUGUUGUCAUGACGUUUUGAAGCAAGCCGAAAUUCCUAUCAUUGAUGUGACGAGAUGCAAUUCUACCAGAUACACGGACGGACAAGUGUUCAACACAAAUAUAUGCGCUGGUUUGGACAAGGGAGGCAUUGAUACUUGUCAGGGAGACAGUGGUGGUCCCUUGGUUUGUAACAUUGACGGAAAAUGGCAGCUUGAAGGUGUGACGUCAUGGGGAGUGGGAUGCGCAGAUCCUAUGUCACCAGGAGUAUAUACGAAAGUAUUUGAUUACGUGAAUUGGAUACAACAAACGAUUGUUCAAAAUUAAAACAAGAACAACUGAACAAUUUUAUUGUUAACGAUUUUUUGUAACUAAAUCGUCCUAAAAUUUAUUUUAAAGGUUUUAGAAUAAAUAUUUUUACCUGUAUUA